Molecule: messenger RNA, 2898 nt
Organism: Rhagoletis zephyria (snowberry fruit fly)
Lineage: Eukaryota; Metazoa; Arthropoda; Insecta; Diptera; Tephritidae
Gene: Tbh
Product: Tyramine beta hydroxylase
Biological process (GO): dopamine catabolic process; octopamine biosynthetic process; norepinephrine biosynthetic process
Cellular component (GO): secretory granule membrane
Molecular function (GO): dopamine beta-monooxygenase activity; copper ion binding
Source: RefSeq, a predicted model, not a curated record
GUGUCGCUCCGCAGCAAACACUAGUGAAGGACCAAUCAAUUUCAUAAUGUGCUUCCGACGCGGUCUUCAUCCUCGCAUAGCUACAGGCUGCAAACCAACAAACUGUUAUACAAAUACAUUUGGUAAUAAAAUGGCUGUAAAAGGAAUGCUAUCAACCGCCGGUGGCAGUUUGACGUCCUCUAGAGUAACCUCAUCGUCCUACAUACCGCGUUUGGCUUGUUUCACAUUUUUCCUGCUCUCCGCUCUACCGUUGCCGUUCUUCACAACAGCUAAUCGAUUAUCGGAUACCAAACUCCAUGAAGUCUAUCUGGACAACACCGAAAUAAAACUCAGUUGGAUGGUGGACUGGUAUAAGCAAGAGGUUCUGUUUCAUUUGCAAAAUGCGUUUAAUGAAAAUCAUCGUUGGUUCUAUUUGGGCUUCUCGAAGCGUGGCGAAUUGGGCGAUGCUGACAUCUGUUUCUUUGAAAAUCAAAAUGGAUUUUUUAACACUGUCACUGACACUUACACAAGUCCGGAUGGAAAAUUUAUACGAAGAGACUAUCAGCAAGAUUGUGUACUGUUCAAGAUGGAUGAAUACACGUUGGCAUUUAAGCGGAAAUUUGACACAUGCGAUCCGCUGGAUUUGAGAAUGCACGAGGGUACUAUGUACAUUGCUUGGGCGCGAGGCGAAAGUCGUUUGGCAUUGAAAGAUUACCAGUUUCCAUUUCCCAAUGUGUCAUCUCACGAAUCUGGUAUCAAGAUGAUGCAGUUACUUCGCGCCGAUAAAAUUCUCAUUCCAGAAACAAAUUUGAAAACCAUUCAAGUUAUACUCGAAAACGUGACCGUACCAGCAAAGGAAACAACAUAUUGGUGUCACGUACAAAAACUGGAUGAAUCAUUCGCGACAAAGCAACACAUAGUGCAAUUCGAACCAAUUAUUACCUCUCGCGAUCUGGUACACCAUCUCGAAGUUUUUCAUUGUGAAACAGAUCCACAAGCUGAGAUACCAUUAUAUAAUGGCGAUUGUGAACAGUUGCCGAUGGAAGCUAAAGUAUGUUCGAAAGUGAUUUCAUUGUGGGCUAUGGGCGCUAGCACAUUCACUUAUCCACCAGAGGCGGGUUUGCCAAUCGGCGGGGAGGACUAUAACCCGUUUAUUAGGCUGGAAGUACAUUUUAACAAUCCUGAGGUGAAAGAAGGUCGCAUUGAUAGUUCUGGUAUGCGGAUCAAACUGGCUCCGAAAUUGAGACGAUUCGAUGCUGGCGUAAUGGAAUUGGGAUUGGAAUAUACAGACAAGAUGGCAAUACCUCCGGGACAAGUAGGAUUUCCACUAAGCGGUUAUUGCAUUGCCGAAUGUACUGGAGUGGCGCUUCCUCCCAGAGGGAUUAUCAUCUUCGGUUCACAAUUGCAUACCCACCUUCGCGGUGUACGUAUUCUGACACGUCAUUUUCGCGGCAAACAGGAACUUUGCGAAAUCAAUAGAGAUGACUACUAUUCCCACCACUUUCAAGAAAUGCGAAACCUUCAUUACAAGCCACAUGUACAGCCGGGUGAUGCUUUAGUCACAACAUGCUAUUACAAUACCGUUGGCCAAGAAAACGUUACUCUAGGUGGAUUUUCAAUCAGCGACGAGAUGUGUGUAAACUACAUUCAUUACUAUCCAGCUACAAAAUUGGAGGUUUGCAAAAGCUCUGUUUCUGAAGAAACCCUGGAAAAUUACUUUAUUUACAUGAAGAAAAAAGAGCAUCAGCGUGACAUAAGAUUGAAUGGUGGACGUUCGAAGAAUUAUCACAGUAUAAAAUGGACUCAACCGCGUGUGGAUCAAUUAUAUACGAUGUACACUCAGGAACCGCUGAGUAUGCAAUGCAACAAAUCGGACGGUUAUCGAUUUGAUGGAUACAAUUGGGAGGGAGCACCAGUGACACCUGUGGAAAUUAAGAUCCCCAUGCAUGGCAAAUUCUGUCCAAACUAUAACCCACUGUGGUUAAAACCCCUCGAAAUAGGCGCUUGCGACUUACUUGGGGAAUGUAUAUAUUAAAACAGAACAACAGAGAAAGGGAAAAAUCUGGAUGCACAAAAGUUUCUUGUAGUUUUAAGAUCUGUACAUAUAUGCGACAUUAGAAAGCUCCUUUGCGUAAUUCAAUCCCGAUUUGUAAAGGAAGUGUUUUGUGUAGAAAAAAUUGAGUGCGUCGAAGUCUUUUAAAUAAAAUGAGAGGUGCAUCUGCCCUAAAAGCUUUAUGAAAUAACGGAAAUUCUUAGACUAAAUAUUUAAGCGAACUACUUGAAGAUCGUAAUUAAUAUGGUAAUUUCAAAAUUUUAAUCAAAACCAGUCAGAAAAGUACACAAAGUCUUUUUGGAGCUUAGCCAAAGAAAUUUUUCAUAUAAAAAUGCCUUCACAAACUGUUAAGGAAACUUUUUAAAGAUAUUUUUAUAUGAAUAUUCGAGGUCCUUAAGUUUAAACAAGGGUUGCCACAGAGUAAGGGAAAUAGCGAAAGUCAUUGUCGCUUUGUGAAUGUUAAUGGCAUUUCGUUAUUUGGAAUGAAAAAUAUCCAAAGGUAUAUAGAUAAGAAAACUUUCAAAACAAAUAGUACGCACAUAUGUAUGUAGAUAUUUGUGGAUGUAUUUAUGUCUUUACGUAAUGAGUUCACAUUAAAACUCCUGUCCUCAGAAGCAUGGUCUUCAUAAGAAUUGGAUUGUAGGUAAAAAACGACCAUUGUAUUAAGAAAUAUUCAGGAAUAGUGUUCGGAAUUGCUGAAUUUAUGCUGAACCUAAAUCAAACAUAAAAUAUUUACACAUACAUACGUAUAAUUGUCCGAUUUAUUGAAUAUUGAUGUACGCCCAUAAGUGUCUGGUCCCAACCGGGGUACCGAAAUUGCGCAUAUGGAAACUAUGCAUGUAGACAUUAUUUCGGUUUCAACUGAA